AUGCCGUACCAGAAAGUGUUGACUCCCUAUGUCAAGCUGAUUAUGCUUGAUAAUCUCACUCCUACAGACUUAUCCACUGUCAUCAGAACCGCUCUUCGAGGUGUUUGCUCGGAUGUUGAGCUUGCGCUGUUUCUAACGGCUCUCUCGAUGAAGGGUCUCAACACCCAAGCUGAAUACAUUGCCGCCGCUGUCGCUACUGUCCUUGAGUUCGCCCAUAUCGUACCCGCUGAGGAGCUUCACGAAGAUGGUUACGUUGACAUUGUUGGGACCGGUGGUGACGGCCAGAACACUUUCAAUGUUCUGACUCUGUCAGCUAUCGUGGCUGCCGGAAUGGGCUUGCAAGUAUGUAAGCAUGGAGGUAAAGCUCUGACAUCCACGUCUGGCUCCGGAGAUCUCCUUAAGUGCCUUGGUGUGCCUUUGAUGCACGUAACAUCGAAAACUACUCCUGAAAUUGUGAAGAAAUCUAAGUUUUGCUUUUUAUUUGCACCGGCGUUUCAUCCUGUGAUGGGAAAAGUCGCAAAUGUUAGAGCUCAAAUGAGUAUACCUACUAUAUUCAAUGUGCUUGGCCCGCUUAUCAAUCCAGUUCCUAUUAAAGCCCGGAUUCUUGGAGUUUACUCCAAAGAGUUAGGAGAGUCUUACGCCAAAGCUGCAGCUCAGCUUAAUCGUCAGCAUAAGUGUCACCAUCGAACCAUGGUUGUCCAUGGCGAUGUGUGCCUUGAUGAAAUCUCACCAAUUGGAAUUACCCACUACUGGAUGGUGGAUCAAGAUGGUGAAAUUACUCGUGGCACUCUUUCUCCUGGGGACUUUGGACUUGAAGAGCAUUCUCUUGACACCGUACGGCUGGGCACACCAGAGGAGAACGCCAACGUUCUUUACCACAUCUUACGCCAAGACUCUAGUGAAUAUACCAUUAAGGACAAAGAUAAUCACCCGUUAGUGGAUUACAUUUUGAUGAAUUCUGCUGCAUUAGCAUAUGUCGCUGGAAUCGCAGAUGAUUGGAAACACGGAGUGGAGUUGGCUAAGGACCUGAUCAGUUCACACGCUGCUUUGAACUCUUUAGAAACUUUUAAACAAGCGGUGGCAGAGGUUGAACCUGAAGCAAUUUACCAAUGA
Molecule: messenger RNA, 1113 nt
Organism: Diutina rugosa
Lineage: Eukaryota; Fungi; Ascomycota; Pichiomycetes; Serinales; Debaryomycetaceae
Gene: TRP4
Product: anthranilate phosphoribosyltransferase
Exons: 1
Coding region: 1-1113 (370 amino acids)
Biological process (GO): L-tryptophan biosynthetic process
Cellular component (GO): cytosol
Molecular function (GO): anthranilate phosphoribosyltransferase activity
Source: RefSeq, a predicted model, not a curated record